This is a messenger RNA of Paramecium tetraurelia, 3612 nucleotides long. RefSeq lists its product as uncharacterized. Lineage: Eukaryota; Ciliophora; Oligohymenophorea; Peniculida; Parameciidae. The transcript is spliced from 3 exons. The record is from RefSeq and is a predicted model, not a curated record.
AUGUUAUCAAUUCAAUAGAGUUAAGCAGAGCAUUAGAGUUUACAGAAACUGCAGUAAUAUUUAUAAGGGUUGAAUAAAUCAAUAGUUAAGUAGGGCACUUUAGCGAAUUUGUAAACAGUGGCGAAUAAUUUGGAUGCUGCAGCUAAUGAAAUAGGGUUUCAAUUGUAAUCAAGAGAUUUGAAUGAAUUUAGUCAUAUCGUGAAUAAGUUAUCAUCAGUAUGGAAAGAAUUAUACAAGGCUGUUUAUAAUAGUAAAAUGGUUAAUGAGUUUGACAAUGAGCCAAGUGACUAUCAAUAAAAGGCAGAGUUAAUAUCGUAGACCAAAAAAUAAAUGAAGGAUGGCAUUGGAGAAAUAGGGUAAUUUGGAGGUGUGCGAGUAUCAAGUUACCAGACUCCUUAGAAUAAAAACAUGAUGAGAUAGAUGAGUAGUUAACAGACAGGAUUGCCUUCUAUUUCUGGAUAACCUUAAACUGAAUACAAGCAUAAAAUGAACUAUGAGAUUGAUGAUAAUUAAAGAGACAUUUUAUAGGAAGUCUUAAAAUAGAGCAAUAAACUGAAUAUGCAAAUAGUAAUGAAACGUUACGAUCCAAAAAUAACAAUAAUGUUAAGUGAAGGGACAGAUACUAAUUUGGAUAUUCAAGAAGCAAUAAGAGGAUUCAAUAAGGAUUACCUAGAGAUUAAAUUAUCAGAAAUAAUCAAGGACAACUAAAAGAACAUAGAGGAGAUACAGAAAGUGAUGCAAGAGAAACACGAGUUUACUCAAAUGGGUGAAUCAUCAGCAACUGAAAAAUUAAAAUAGAUCUAUAAGACUAUUUACACUAAGUCAACAGAAAUGGAUUAAUUGAUGGUUGAGGCUUCUAAGUAGGAACCUUAAGGGGCAAGGGAUGUGUUGGAGGAAUUCAUUCAUCAUGUUACCCAUAAUUAUAAGGACAUAUAAUCGGAAACGUUUAAGAUUGUUGCUAAAUUGUUUUAAUAAGUGUAACAGAAAUAAAAAUAGGAUGAAUUAUUGAAAAGCAGAACAUUAUAAGUUUAGUAGCCUCAACAUAAAAAAGAUAAAUUAAGUUCAUCUAAGAGAGGUAAUUAAAGUUCGGCGGAUGAAUCUCAGGUAAGUGAAAAAAUUAGAUAGGAAUUGAUUGAAAAGAAAAUGGAAGUGGACAAGAAGAUUUAAGAAAUAUUUGAAUUAUAGAAUAAGGUUAGACAAACAGAAAAUUAGUACAUUUAAACAGCCUUAGAACUAGAGUCAAUGAAGUUAAAUGUUAGUAAGUCAGAAUAGGAUAAAGCACAAUUAAAUUAUGAAUUUAAGAAAUUAGAAAAGCAAUUAUCUUCUUUGAAUUCCAAGAGCUUUCAAGAUUAAACUACACAAUGUUCUGAUAUUGGAUAGCAAAAUUUAAUUUCAAAAUUAUAAAAAGAUAAUCAGCAAUUCUAAUAAAAAGUGUAUCAACUCAAAGGUGAAUUAAAUAAAAUAACUCCAAAUUCAGGGAGAGAAUUAAAAUACUAAAAUACAGAGUUUCAAGAUAAAAGUGAUGAUUAAAACAUUCAAAACUCACAAAAUGGUUCACCUAGACUAACCAGUAGAUAUAAAUCUGUCUAUGAAUUUGACAAUUAAUUUAAUGAAGAUGGCUAUUCUAUUGAUUAGAGAUUGGAUUCUUCAUAAUAGAUGUAUAAAACUAGUGAAAUUUCAAAUAGAGAAAGAUUGGAUGACAUGGGAUUCGAGAGAUCUCCAACUCAUUCAAAUACUGUCAAAGCAAAUUAAAAAGUUAAAUCUAAAAAUCAAACCUUAUUGGAAACUAGACAAACAGAUAGUCCCAAGUCUAAUUCAGAAAGGUCAGUUAAAUUAUCACUACAAUUGAGUUAAACGAAUUUCAAUCCAAAGAAAAAAAAAUAGAAAUCCAUUCUUAAAAUAGAAGAAGAGGAUUCUACCCUAAAUUAAUCUGCUGAAUUGAAAAAAUAAAAAAUUAAAAAGCAGGCCUUCUCUAAUAAAGUCACAAGAAGAUAAACUACUUUAGAAGUUGCAUCCAAAGAUUUUUUUAAGAAUUAAAAUUCAAUUAAGGAUUAAGAUGAUACAUAAGCAGGCACUAAUCUUGAAACACAAAGGACAUCAUCUGGACAACCCAUGAAUUAGUCUAAGAGAAUUAAAUCAGUGGAUAAAAAAAUGAAUGCCACUGGAAGGAGAAUUCAAACUGAAGGUUAGGAAUAUUAUUAAGAGAGUGAAGAUAGUCAAUCAGAGAAUGGCAAUGCUAAAGUGAAGUUUUCAAGAAGCACCACUUAAAAAGAACAUAUAAAAAAAGGAUAAUAGAAAUCUUAAAGUAGACAUAUGGCUCUAAAAAAGACUGUAGAUGCUUAGGUAAUUGAAACUGUUGAGGAGAUUCCUUCAAAUCGAACAUCUUAAUAAAGCUUAGAUAAAUUUACCUUAAAAUAAUCGAACAGCAUUGAAGAUGCAGAUGAAUAAUUUAAGCACAAAAAGGAAUAACUAAAAUUUAAUGGUAGUUCUGCUAUCAAAAGGUCAAGUACAUCCGUACCGUAAUAACUCUAAAUGAUUAUCAAAUUGAAUGAUGAAGAUUAACAAUAAUUCACUACUUAUUGGCAUUAAAGACACAUUGAUUAGGAGACCUAAACUGAAAACUACCUAUUAAUGUAAUUACUAUAAACCACAAUUACUCAAUUAGAUCUUCCUUUGAACAUCAAAUAAACAAUAGCUCAAUAGUUACCUAAAAAAUUGGAAACAGCAGUUGCAAUAGCUUUGAAUCAAAGUUAAGUUAUAUAUUAGACUGCAAAUGAAGGUUCAGAGUAUUUUAGGUAGUUCGAGGUCGCUUCCCCAAGGAGUUCUCGACUAUCAUAAGAAUCUUUUAGAUAACAACAACUUAGAAAUUAAAGAUCACUUGAUUCUUAAGGAAAAUAAAAGAUAAAUGGCCCAUAAGAAUUUAAUUAAUUUGAACCUCCUUAGACAAAAACAAGUUUAGAUAGUAAAGUUGGUUAAUUAACUCAAAGGAAUUCUCUAGAUAUACAUGAUCAGGGAAACUCAGAAAAAAGUUCAAUUUUAAUGAAAUCCAAGGGAGAACUAGAAAAAUAGCUGUUAUUAUAGUAAGAAUAGGCGUUAAAGAUGGAGGGAUUAAUCAAACCUGAAGAAGAAGAUUUAGGAUAUGAAGAAUUAGCAAAAUAAAUAAUGGCCAAUGAGAAUGGAGGUUAAUCUUUAGAAUAAUUCAAAUAAAAUGAUCUCUAAUCAGACAAUUUUAUGAAAAAACUCCACAAUAGCAUGAAUAAUUAAAAAACUAAAGGAGCUGCUGCAGUUUAAGAUAUGUUAAAACGAUUCUACAAAAAGAAUCCGAAAGAUUAAAUCACUUUCCAGGAGUUUAAAGGGUUCUACCAAAAGGUGUUUGCUGCUCAUAAACAAUGUGGUUUUAAUAUUGUAUGUAGUCACUUAUAAAGAUUUAUAAUGAAGUUAGGGUUUACUUGUUCCUUGUUUUCCAAACGAAAGUUAUUGAAAACCUCCCUUUCAAUAUUGAAGCCUUUUAAUCCAUUGUAUGAAACAAAACAAAAAUUUGCGAAUCAAUCAAAUACUAAUUAGAAUUCUAGCAGAUUCUAAACUAAUUAACAUUUUUCUAUUGAUUAAUGA